AUGAAUAGUGGGACCAAGAGCAGAAAAGGAGAGGCAGAGCUUCCCUCCAAACAACAUUCUAAUGACGCUCGCAGGCGCCGGCCUGCUUUGGAUGGGGUGGACGGGGUUCAACGGCGGCGCUCCUACGCCGCUAGCUCCCUCGCUUCUCUAGCCGCCCUUAACACGCAUGUGUGCGCCGCCACCAGCCUCCUUAUCUGGCUCUUCCUCGACACCUUCGUCUUCGGCAAGCCUUCUGUCCUUGGCGCCGUUCAGGGCGUGAUCACCGGCCUCGUCUGCAUCACUCCUGCUGCAGGAGUGGUGCAAUGCUGGGCAGCCAUGGUGAUGGGAUUAAUCUCAGGCAGCAUUCCAUGGUACACAAUGAUGGUCCUCCAAAACAAAAUAAAGUUCCUCCGGUACAUAGACGACACAAUGGGGAUGCUCCACACCCACGCCCUCGCUGGAAGCCUCGGCGGCGUUCUCGCUGGCGUUUUUGCUUCCCCAAAACUCAGCCGCCUCUUUUACGCUCUGCCACCCAACUCUCAAAAGUACAUCGGUCUUGCCUACGCCCUCCAAUCGGACCGAACCUCGGCCGGGUUUCGCCAACUUGGCCUCCAACUCGUAGGAAUCGCCUUCAUCGUCCUUCUCAACAUUUUAGUCACUUCAUUAAUCUGCUUGUUCGCAAAGCUGAUCGUCCCGCUUAGGGUGAGUGACGGCGAAUUAGAAGGCGGAGACGAUGAGAUUCACGGAGAGCAAGCGUACGCACUGUGGGCCGACGGGUGGAGGUACAACAAUUCCAAGCAUAACUCGGUCUAUGAGGCUCACGGGUGGAGGAAUUAUCAUAGUUCGAAGCAUAAUUCGGUUUAUGAUGCUCAUGAUUCAGAUUAUUGUGCUUCAUCGUUCUCCAAGUCUCCUCCUAGCUUAGUCCAAAUGAUUUAA
Messenger RNA from Thlaspi arvense, 915 nucleotides. Lineage: Eukaryota; Viridiplantae; Streptophyta; Magnoliopsida; Brassicales; Brassicaceae. The record is from the annotation of a GenBank genome assembly.